GUUAAUUAUUUGUCAUGCUAUACGUCCUAAUAGACAACUGCUUGAAGCGGUGGGUGUGUCCCAAAUCGCGUAGUUACCGUCUAUAUAGUAGCCGAGAUACAUGUAUUUUUCCCCACUACAGGCCUAUAGUAGGAAAGUAUGCGAUUUGGGACACAGUCGAACUCUCUUGUUCGCCGUAAAACUGCCGUGUGUGAUCGUGUCCUGUCACAAAAUGCGGUGAAAACUCCCACACGACGUUCAUAAUGUGAUUAAGGUGUUUACAUAUCUCUACUACACGUCCAUAAUGCGACUAAAACAGGAGUACUCCACCUGUCUUAAUUAGAUUAUUGCUUACUUCGAUUAUGACCUUAAUUAGAUUAAGGUAAGUAAAAAUUGCUGUUUACACGGUAGUUUCUUAAUUAGAGUAUGGUCUUAAUCGGAUUAAGAGUAGAUUAUUGUUGUCCAUGUAAACGCAGCUAGUGUUUUUAACUUUUACCUCCAAAUCAGAGGACAAUUGGGACCAUGUGUUUCUGAUACUGUAUGUAGGGUCAUUGCUUAAUUAGGGAGGUCCACACACUAUGUUAUUCACACCACAAUUGUAGUUGUCUUUUUUGUCACUCAGAAUCCGGCAUCACUUGGGAAGUUCAGAGAUAUGAUGGCUGGUAUAAUAACUUGGCCUAUCAUCGUCGGGGGACAGCAGGUAACAGCCUGAUAUAUACCUAUCAGUAGUGUAAACUAUGCUGCAAUGUUAGAUACAUAGGUUUCUCAUUGGUCCUUGGAUAGUUAGGGGUUUAAGCUUGGUAAAAGGGCUCUACUUGGAAUCUAUUCUGAAAUGGAAACCUUCGUUGUAGCAACAAACCAAAGAACCUUUAGGGUGCUAGAUGCAGUCAUUUUUACAAAGAGUGUGUAGAUCCCAGAAGAUAGGCUCCAGGUUCCCCGUGACCCUGAAAAGGAUAAGCGGUAUAGAAGAUGGAUGGAUGGAUGUACAUCCCAGACAAAACUGUACCAUACAGGCGUAUGAAUUAAAUUACCUUCUUUACAGCAUUGAGAACUAUCUCUGAUGGAUGAUUCUUUAAGGUUUUUUUGUUGGCUUCACAGUGAACCAAACAAUCAUUUUAUAUAUUAAAUAUUUGUAUCUUUAUGGUUUUUUAUGGAGGGAAUUGUUUUUCAGUGUAUUGUGGCACCAACAAAAAUGGUUAAAGACCCAAUUUUUGCAGUACAAAUAUGUGAAAGGUACUGGUGCCUGGCAACAAAUUAUAUUCAUGUAAUAUUUAGUAUUAUAAAUAUUACCAAGGAAGUUGUAAAAAAAAAAAAAAAACAAGUUGUAAAACAAAAUGGUAUGUAGCCAUAGUCUGCAUCUAAGGAACCUGAUCCCAGCACUGUGAAUGUUUGUUGAACAGGUGCACCUCUCAUGCGCCUCCUGUCCGCUCACUACUCAGACGGAGUUUUUCAAAUCAAAGGACUGCAUCUACCCAACUCACGGUGCAUCAGUAACACAGUGUCACGUGGCCCCUCUGGCCAACUGUCAGUCCAGAACCGAACGGUUCUCUCAUUGUUUUUUGGUGAGUGACACCUUCAAUAAAGAUGUGUGUGUGUGUGUGUGUGUGUGUGUGUAAAUUUACCAUAGCAGAAAGUCUGUCAGACUGUUUAUGCUAACAAUCCUCCUUGAUUUUUUGACUGAACCAUUAUACACUGUUUCAUUCUGACAAGACAACUAUAAAUUUACUGGUGGCCAAUAGGUUUUCAUGUAGUGUAUGAGAUUGUGGAAUCCCGAAGACCUGGUUGCCCUUCUGAGUUCAUGAACGUCCCAGUCCCAAAGGAUGACCCUGUCUUUGGGCGUAACUCCAAAGAAGAAGUCCUGCUCCAGUUCCAACGUGUACAAUGGGACCGUAGUAGUGGACAGAGUCCAAACAACCCAAGAAAACAGGUGAACCAUGUGACAGCUUGGAUUGAUGGCAGCUCAAUCUAUGGUUCCUCCAGCUCUUGGUGUGAUGCCCUGAGGAGUUUCCAUGGAGGGCUCCUGUCCUCAGGCUCUUCUUCUGACAUGCCAAAGCAGACUGCCAGUAACAAUUUCAUGUGGAGUGCUCCAAACCCCUGCAACGGACAGACCGGUCCAGAGGGGCUCUAUGAAUUUGGGAAUGCCUGGGCCAAUGAGAAUAUCUUCAUGGUAGCUGAGGCGAUUAUUUGGUUUCGUUACCAUAAUUAUCUUGCUACUCAACUACACAAGGAACACCCAUCAUGGUCAGAUGAGGAGCUUUUUCAAAGUGCCAGGAAGAUGGUUAUUGCCACAUUUCAGAACAUUGCAUUCUAUGAAUGGUUGCCUAAAUAUCUAGGAGUCUCAGUGCCUUCAUACCCAGGCUAUCAGAAAUCUGUUGAUCCAGGAAUUUCUCCCGAGUUUCAGAUUGUAACAACAUGCUUUGAUUUAACUCUGGUUCCCUCUGGUGUCUAUAUGAGAAACAGGACUUGUCACUACAGAAAAGUUGUGAACUUGGAUGGGAGUACUUCUCCAGCACUCCGCUUAUGCAACAGUUUUUGGAACAGACAUAACCCAAAUUUAAACUCUGGUCAAGAUGUGGACGAUCUGAUAAUGGGUAUGGCUUCGCAGACAGCUGAGAGAGAGGACAACAUAAUUGUUGAGGAUUUGCAAGACUACAUGUAUGGAUCCUUGCAGCUCUCACGUACUGAUGCCUUGGCCAUAGCCAUUCAGAGAGGCAGAGACUUUGGGCUGGCCAGCUAUAACCAAGUCAGAGAGGCCCUCAACCUUCCACCUGUCAAGACCUGGGGAGAGAUUAAUCCCAACCUGAACAAGACUAAUCCAGAGUUAUUUUUGGAGCUGUCCAAGCUAUAUGAAAACGAUAUCAACAGGUUGGAGCUGUCUGUAGGAGUUCUGCUUGAGAUAAACAAUGGACCAGGUCCGGUAGUUUCCUCCAUUGUCCUGGACCAGUUUGAACGCAUCAGAAAUGCAGACCGAUUCUGGUUUGAAAACCAACAAAAUGGCUUGUUUACGGAGGAGGAGAUCCAAGCUAUACGAAGCACCACAUAUCAUGAUGUACUUCUCAGGACCACUAGUGCAGAGAGUGGAGACAUACAAGAGAAUGUGUUUUUCUGGCUAAAUGGUGAUCCCUGCCCUCAGCCUCAGACAAUCACAGCCUCCAUGCUUUACCCUUGCACUAAUGCUACUUCUAUGAGUUACUUCGACAGUGGCAGCAAAGCAGGCUUUGGCAUUUUUGUCAUUGCCCUUUUCUUCUUCCCUGUAGUGAGUUUCCUCGUGGCUUACGUAGUGGCCUACAUCCGGGCAACCAAGUACAAAAGGUUUCUGAAAAGGACCCAAGGCCCCACUAAAGACAAAACCACCCCUCAUGGAAUCAGAGCUUGUGAGUGGCAAGGAUAUUCAGAUUCUCCUCAGUACGUCAGCCUGGAGAUUGAUGAGAAGAAACGGCUCCAGAUUUAUGGUGAAAAUGGAUCCCCUGUGCGCACUCAUAACCUUGGUACUCAGGACCUCCUUGAGGUGUUUCUGUCUAAUGAUCACCAGCACCGUGCCCUACUUUUGAAGAUCCCCAAGGAAUAUGAUCUGGUUUUGCUUUUUGAGAACAUUGUGCAGAGAUCUGAGUUUUUGGAUCAGCUUCAGUCUGACCUGAAGGAAAUGACCCUUCAUCUGAUAGUGACCGAGAUGAGUGAGAAAGAACUGCUGAAGGAGGCAGUGACCAAAGAGCAACGAGCUCAGAUUGUGGAGACUUUUUUCAGACAUGCAUUUGCAAAGAUUCUAGAUAUUGAUAAAAAUGAUGCUGGAGAUUUGAGUGCUGUGUCCUCCAAGAGAACCAAAGAGGCUCUUCAGUGUGAGCUCACAGGAGCUGAGUUUGCCCAUGCGCUUGGGCUGAAGCCUGACUCGCCUUUUGUGGAGUCCAUGUUUUCUCUGGCAGAUAAGGAUGGCAAUGGAUAUCUCUCUUUUCAAGAGUUUCUCGAUGUUCUGGUCAUCUUCAUGAAAGGAACCCCAGAGGAGAAGUCCAAGCUCUUGUUCUCCAUGCAUGACAUUAAAGGAGAAGGUUUCCUGUCUAAGGAAGAUUUUUGUUCUUUACUAAGAUCUUUUUUGGAGAUCUCCAGUAAUGUCCUUUCUAAGAACCAGGCAGAGGAAGCUAUAGCAGCCAUGCUUCAUGCUGCAGGCUUUGAUAACAAAGAUCACAUCACCUGGGAAGACUUUCACAUCUUACUGCAAGAUCAUGAGAAUGUCCUGCAGUUUGCACAACUUAACAUCAAAGGAAUUGAAAUGCAUGACAUGAACAGACUAAGCCAACAUCGGGUGUCCUUUAUCAUCACAAAGAAACACAGCUCCUCUUUUAAAAAAGAUGGUGACUUUGUAUACAAUUGCCCCGUAGAUGAUGGCCCAGAACUUCGCCAACGAAAAAAAUCAGGCCUCUACAGCCCUAAGCUGUAUGUGAAGCCUCAGAGAGAGCGCUACAUUAGGAGUCGUGUCCAACAGAAGAUCCAGCAGUUUAAACGCUUUGUGGAAAACUACCGUCGCCAUAUUGUGUGCAUUGGUGUCAUCUAUGGGAUCACUGCUGGGGUUGCUCUGGAGAGAUGCUAUUACUACGGUUUUCAGGAUCGCAGCUCUGGUGUCACAGAGUCUUCCAUGGUUGGCAUUAUAGUGUCCCGAGGCUCUGCUGCUGGCAUCUCUUUCUUGUUCCCGUACAUGCUGCUCACAGUGUGUCGCAACCUCAUAACCAUGUGCAGGGAAACCUUCCUAAACAGUUACAUUCCCUUUGACUCUGCUAUAGAUCUCCAUCGCCUCAUGGCAAUGACGGCUAUCAUCCUUUCAGUUACGCACAGCUUGGGUCAUUUAGUCAAUCUUUACGUCUUCUCUGUCAGUGAGCUCAGCAUCCUCGCCUGCAUGUUUCCCAAAGUGUUUUCAAAUAACGGGUCAGAGCUACCAGCGAAAUGGACCUUCUGGUUCUUUUGUACAGUACCAGGCAUGACAGGGAUCAUUCUUCUCCUUGUCUUAGCCUUUAUGUAUGUCUUUGCCUCGCAUUACUUCAGACGUAUCAGUUUCAGAGGGUUUUGGAUCACUCACUAUUUUUAUGUGCUUAUUUAUAUACUGACAGUGAUCCAUGGCAGCUUUGCCCUCCUCCAGCAGCCACGCUUUUACAUCUACCUGAUCCCACCUGCCCUCCUCUUCCUCCUGGAUAAACUCAUCAGCCUCAGCAGGAAGAAGGUUGAGAUCCCUGUAGUGAAUGCUGAGCUGUUGCCCUCAGGAGUGACAUAUCUGGAAUUUAAGCGCCCCCAAGGAUUUACCUACCGUUCAGGACAGUGGGUACGUGUGGCCUGUCUGGAGUUGGGCACAGAUGAGUACCACCCCUUCACACUGACCUCAGCACCUCAUGAGGAGACCCUCAGCCUGCACAUCCGUGCUGUGGGACCAUGGACCAGCAAGCUGCGAGAGAUCUACAACCUAGAGAGACUGACGGAACUAGGGACUUAUCCUAAACUGUAUCUGGAUGGACCAUUUGGGGAGGGCCACCAGGAGUGGAAAGACUUUGAGGUGUCUGUUCUAGUGGGAGGAGGCAUUGGAGUAACUCCAUUUGCUUCUAUACUGAAGGAUAUAGUUUUCAAGUCUUCAGCGAAACUCAAAGUUCAAUGCAAAAAGGUAUAUUUUAUCUGGGUUACGCGGACUCAGCGUCAGUUUGAGUGGGUGUCGGAUAUCAUACGAGAAGUUGAGGAGAUGGAUGCACAGGAGCUGGUGUCUGUACACAUAUACAUCACUCAACUGGCAGAAAAGUUUGAUCUGAGGACCACCAUGCUUUAUGUAUGCGAGCGCCAUUUCCAGAAAGUGUCGAACAGGAGUCUGUUUACUGGCCUGCGUUCUGUCACACACUUUGGUCGUCCACCAUUUUUGGCUUUCUUCAGCUCCCUACAGGAAGUUCACCCUGAGGUGGGGAAGAUUGGUGUCUUCAGCUGUGGUCCACCUGGUCUGACAAAGAAUGUAGAGAAAGCCUGCCAGCAGAUAAACAAACGAGAUCAAGCACAUUUCAUUCAUCAUUUUGAGAACUUCUAACUUGACUAUUGCUUCUAAAUUUACUGUUGAUUAACAUGUUAAAUUUACUGUUUCUAACAAUUAACAAUGAAGUGAUCUAACUAUAAAUGUGUUGAUAUUGUGAGAUGCAUUGAUUUUACUUGAUACCAUAGUGCAGUACUGUUAUUGAUUAUUACUGAUUUAUUUUCAACUAAUUAAUUUCUUUUUUAAACUACUUUACUUCUCCAUCCAUCCAUCCAUGGAUGGAUGGAUGGAUAGAUACUUUACUUCUUUUUUUCCUUAUUAAUAUAUUUUUUAAAUGUGAUUUGUGAAAUUAA
Ictalurus furcatus (blue catfish) is the source of this 6321-nucleotide messenger RNA. RefSeq names its product dual oxidase (gene duox). Gene Ontology annotation, molecular function: calcium ion binding; heme binding; peroxidase activity. The transcript has 30 exons. Bases 1778 to 6025 code for a protein of 1415 amino acids. Gene Ontology annotation, cellular component: NADPH oxidase complex; plasma membrane. The record is from RefSeq and is a predicted model, not a curated record. Gene Ontology annotation, biological process: response to oxidative stress; superoxide anion generation; defense response. NCBI's taxonomy places the organism in Eukaryota, Metazoa, Chordata, Actinopteri, Siluriformes, Ictaluridae.